Messenger RNA from Mugil cephalus (flathead mullet), 2721 nucleotides. It is a transcript of the gene gtse1, whose product is annotated as G-2 and S-phase expressed 1. Gene Ontology annotation, cellular component: microtubule cytoskeleton; cytoplasmic microtubule. Gene Ontology annotation, molecular function: microtubule binding. The transcript is spliced from 11 exons. The coding region runs from base 364 to 2490 and encodes 708 amino acids. NCBI's taxonomy places the organism in Eukaryota, Metazoa, Chordata, Actinopteri, Mugiliformes, Mugilidae. The record is from RefSeq and is a predicted model, not a curated record.
AGAAGAUUUGAAUUGCUUGUGACGUUGUGUACUGUUUUCGUGUCGCAGUUUGAAUGCGGAGCAGAAAAUAUUUGGGACUUUUCGGAGGAAUUGGCGGUUUGUGUUUUGACUAAAAUACGAAGCGACUCCGUGAAAGUCCCGCGAGCCGCUUAAUUCACAUUUAAGUUCUUAGUUUAAAGCUACUAACCGUUUCUGUGAGCUAAACCCCUAACGGACUAGCAGGCCGACUACAGUUAACCUUCAAACUCAGGCUCACGCCAAUAGUCAUUGUUGGUGUUGCAUUGCGACGGUACUUUCAUGUCAAACCCUAGUGUAAGGCCGAAGGUGUGAUCUGGAUCCCAGAGGAUAAGACUCAACAGCGGAAUGGAUUGUGAAGCUCACAGCGAUGUGUUCUUCCUGCCUGAUGAGAAGUUUGACUUCGAUGUUUCCAUGUCCCCUGCCAGCUCCACUGGCGAUGAUGAUGAGGUAUUUGUUGGUCCCGUCAGCCACAAGGAGAGGUGUGUUUCCGUUUGUCUGACGUCUCAGCUCGAGGAUGGUGAUGGUGAUGUGCGAGUGAGCUGGAGUCCACUGACCGGGGAUCAGCUGGAGGCUGUGUGUCAGGAAGCCCACAGAUUAGCCAACGAUCUGAAGAGCAGCGAGACUCACACUGAGGACUGUGAUACAACCACUGGGACCACUGACACUACGACUGAGAGAGAGGAGUUUGUCCAGGAUGCAGAGGCCAAGCUAGGUAUGCUGGGUCAGACUGCCAGCGUACUUAGCCCCAUUAAACGACAGACCUUCUGCGUACAGGACAGUCCCAUGAAGCAGCUGCCACCAACCAUCCGGCGUUACCUGCUGAGAGGGAGCACCUCCAAUAUAUCUCUGUCCACCCGCUCUGCUGCUACCACAGCUCCAUCCACCCGCUCAACUAGAAACAGCACCUCCAGCCCUGUCGCUGGGCCCAAGGCUCAGUCCAGGACAGCACUGCGAGGGAAGGCGGCCCUGGGUUCUGCUGCUGUGCUACCGAGCAAGCCGGCAGCACCGAGAACUUCCUGUUCAGCCAGUAAGAGCAGAGUGGAGAAAACCAGACUGCAACAACCAAGCAAAGUGGCGGGUUGGAGACGGAGCCCAUCCGUUGGUCCUUCCAGUAGAGCAGAAUCCUAUGAGGAUCUGCUCUCUGAUUCGGCCAGUGUGGCCUCUGACAUCAGCGACUCCUCUCUCAACUCCAGCCUGUUGGGGAAACGCACUCUUGGUCUGCCCACUAAGAGUGCUGGAGUGAGAAACCUGUCUGGUGUGAAAGCUCCGCCCCCACAGAGCAGGAGGAUGACUGACAGGAAGAACACAUCCUCAUCAUCAUCCUCUGUGUCCAGCUUCAACUCCACUCUGUCUCUAUCCCCAACUAAAGGUAAACUGAACUCUUCUCUAAACCGGAGUGUGAGUGGUUCCACUGGCCCCGCCCCCAGCAGCAUCAGCAGACAGACCAAUCACAGCAGACCUCGACGUUCCACUGUCUACACUGCUGCAGAGCCAGUGGCUUCCUCUGUCGGUCGCCGCUCUUUGUCUACCCAAGUCAAGAAGCUGUCUGACGCAGAGCUCGUCAAAGCCACCAGGUCCACUCCUCUGAAGAGAGGAAGAGCUGAGGUCACGCCCCUCCAGCCAACACCCAACAAGAGGACUGCCUCCAUUCCCAGCGUCUCCUCAAGCCGUCUGCAGAGCGGACUGAAGGCCAAACCUAAACCUGAGGCUCUGGUCCUACCGACACCCAGCACAGGAGGCAAAGGAGUCCAGAAUGCAGAUGAUGUUUCAAAGGUGUUGAGGCCAAAGAGGCUGAUGUCAAGUAGCAGCAAGGACAGUCUUCCACAGAAGCCGUCUGCUGGUCCCCUGACGCCCUCCAACAGCUGUAAGUCACUUCAGAUAAAGGCACGGCGCCCCUCUGCCCUCCCAACCCCGGUGAGGAGGAGGACCUCGGCCAUCCCCACUCCUACACCCUCCAACCAAACUCGAACUCUCAGGACGCCAGCCAUCUGUGCUCCUGAGCCCACCCUCACCUUAGCCACAGAUCAGUACUGUUGUAGUCCUGUCUCCAGAGAUAUACAGGGGGAGGAGGGGCUUUCUGAAGCCCCCAUCGUCCAACCCUUCUGUCUGGAGGAGGAGGAGUCUGUUGCUGUCCCACCUUCCAACACUCCGCAACCCGAACAAUCGGAGAGCAUGGACACUGGGGAACUGAGUCAGAGCCAAUCUGUGCCCAGCAAAAACCUGAUUGAACUGGAGACUACAGAAGAGAGCAACUUCAAGACGCAGGAGGUUCUCCUGCUGGAUCUUCCAGCUCCAACUCUGCAGCCUCAAGAGAAACUGCUCAUUGACUUGACCAACACCCCUGACCUGGUCCGGACCAGCAGUAAGACCUGCACCACCACUCAGCUGAUAGACCUGAGCUCUCCACUUAUUAAAUGGAGUCCAGAUGACAAGAGGGAGAACAAUGCACCACUCAUCAACCUGUCUUUCUGAUCUGCAUCAUCCUGAAGACCUGCAUCUCUGCUGUUUACUGUCGUCAGAAAGCCAGAAUUCAUUAGAUUUCAGUGAGUUUUAAUCAGUGUAGACUUGAUUGAAGCAGAGCAUUAUGUUUUAAAUGAUGAAAAUACCCCAAGAUUGCUGAAGAUUUUCUGCACAAGUUUACUUUAAUUGUCUAAAUCUUGCUGCUGUUCUUAACGUCUGAAUAAAUGUUUUUAAUGUCACUAU